Molecule: messenger RNA, 4550 nt
Organism: Xyrichtys novacula (pearly razorfish)
Lineage: Eukaryota; Metazoa; Chordata; Actinopteri; Labriformes; Labridae
Source: the annotation of a GenBank genome assembly
AUGGUGAAGACAAACGGAGGCAGCUGCUUCACCAACGAGAUGCUGCAAGAAGCUGAAACUGCUAUAAAGAAAGAAAUGGAGAGGACCCUUAAAGAGAAGGAAGAAGAGAUGAAGAAAGAGAAGGAGGAACUUCAAAGAAAACAUGAGCAGGAAAUAAAAGAAAAGGAAAAAAAGAUGGAAAAACAAAGAGAUGAUACAGAAGAAGAAAGAAAACAGAGAGAAAAUGAGCUGCAAGAAAAAGAGGAAAUCAUCAAGAAGGAACAAGAGAGCAGAUGUGAAGAAAGGAAAAUGAGGGAAGAAGAAGACAGGAAGAGGAGAGAACAGGAAGAAUCUCAACAGUUAAAGACAAUAACUGUAGAUUUGGAGUCAUUCAGCUGCAGAAAUUGUUCAGGACAUAAUGUGAGACACAUCUGUGGUGCCAGAUGUUUGCAGGGCAUAGAGCUGAGUAUCAUCUGCACAGCAGUGAAAGUUUACACCAUGCCCCAGGGGAGCAUGUUUUCAGUGAUUAAAAGGGGGCCUGGGAUAGACUCUUGAGAGGCUCCACAUGAGAGAGGAGCACAAGAAAAGGAGGUCUUACUUAGUGGUAUAGAAAAAGAUCUGUUUGAGAGAAAUGUGGCUUAAAACUAAUGUUUGAAUCAAACAUAUCAAUUCAUGUUAUAUUAAAUGUACAAGAGGUUAAUGUAUGUUAAAACUUCUGUGAGCCAUGUUUGGUCUGUGUCAAGUUUUUCAACCCCAGUGGUCAAAGAUUUACAUUUUAUUACUGAACUGAUUUUAUUCCGGAAAUGCCAAAGAGACAUUUCUUCAAAAUGAAUCGAACCCCACUUUUCUCAGUAAUCAAAUAUGUCAUUCAUUACAGAUAUUUACUCUUUCAAAAUUUCAAAGAAAUGCUUUUUCUCCAGCUGGCUGACAAUCUUCUCUGUUUUAGACAUUGAAAUGUACAUUAUAAAUGAUACUGAACAUGUUGCAGAUGGUCUUAUUGGCUUUUGUAGGUCAUUGAGAGGCUUUAGUAUUCAUGUCAGUGAGUUUCACAAUUGGUUCAAAACUCUUCACUGGAGCUUUAAUAACUGUAAUGAUUACAAUGAGAAACUUUGAUCACCCAUAUCCAUAUUUGUCUUUCUGAUUUUAGGUGGUCCAUUCCCUCUGAGAAAAAGCAGCAGCUAUGAAUUUUUGCCACCUGACAGUGAGUGAAACUUCUAUCCCUGAGAAUCUGUGAUUAAAAGCUCUGAGUAGAUAAUCAAACAUUUGAAAUAAAAGAAGAACAAAGUUAUAAGUCAAUGCAGGUACAAGUCAAUCUUUUCUAUAUCCUUGUUUCUCACAGUGUCUGAGCUGAGGGUUGUUCUGCUGGACAACAGCGAGUCUAGGAGGAGCUCAGUGAGGAACUUCAUACUGGGAGAGAGUGUGUCCAACAAAGAGGAGUGUGGUGACUGUUUGAAAGAAAAAGGUUGAAUAAAGGACAAAGACAUAGUUCUCAUCAACACUCCAGAGCUGAUCCAUCCCAACAUCUCUGAAGAAAAACUGACAAAAAAUGUGACAGACUGUGUGAGACUCUCUGAUCCUGGACCUCAUGUGUUCUUGCUGGUUUUACAGCCUGGGGACUUCACUGAGGAACACAAACAGAGACUCUGCACAGUCCUUGAACGCUUCGGUGAUCUAUCAUUUGAUCAUUCAUUGAUACUGAUAUCACCACCAAGAGAGCAGGGCUCAGAUGUCAGAGGACAAUAUCUGCAGUAUCCACCCCUCAAAGACAUGAUCAGAGAGUGUAGGUACAGGUACUUAGAUCAGACAGGCCUUGAACUUCCAGAGCUGUUGACACGUUUGGGUCAAAUCAUGAAGGAGAACAGAGGAGAGCAUGUCAGCUGUGAUGUGUUCAUCGACACCACUGCUGAUUUACAGAUCACACAACAAGCAGAAGCAAGACCUGGUAUCAUGCAAGAUGUUUCUCCCUCCAGUAUGUAUAAAUUUAAAUAUAUAUAAAAAAAAAUUGAUAAUGAUUAUAAAUAAAUUGGUAAAAUAAUCCCUCACAACUCACUGUUUCUCCGUUACAUGUUUCUGUUUUGUUACAGUCCGACUUUUGUUGCUGGGGAAUAACGAUGACAAGAAAACAAAACUUUGUAACUUCAUCACCCAAAAGAAACGAGACUUGGCACACCAUCUGACAAAACCUCUAGUAACCAAACAAAUGGUGGAGACUGGAGAGUGGGAAGGACAGGCUUUAACAGUAGUGAAAACUCCAGACAUUUUCAGCCUGUCUGUGGAGGUGCUGAAGAACGCUGUGAGUCUCUGUCCUCCAGGACCAAAUGUUCUGCUGCUGUUGCUGAAACCUUCUGAUUUCACUGAGGAGAACAGACAAACCCUGAAGUUGAUCCUUAGUUUGUUUGAGCAAGAUGCUUUUAAACAUUCAGUGGUCAUCAGCACAGAUGAGGAAGGAGAAGCAAGCAACUCUUUUAGACAUCUACUUAAAGACUGCAGAGAAAGACAUUACAGCAUGGCUGAAGACAACCACAGGUCACUGAUGAUGAAGAUCAUGAGCAUCUGUAGUGAGAACAGAGGAGCCUCCCUCACUCUGACUGAUGAACUGAUCACACUGAAGUCCAAAGAGAUGAAACCAGCAUUAAACCUGGUCCUGUGUGGGAGGAGAGGAGCAGGGAAGACUUCAGCAGCAGAGGUCAUUUUAGGUCAGACAGGUCUUCAUUCAGCCUCCAGCUCAUCAGAGUGUGUGAAACAUCAGGGGGAGGUGUGUGGAUGCCGGGUGUCUCUGGUGGAGCUUCCUGUUUUGUAUCAAAACCCUCUGGAGACUGUGAUGGAGCAGUCACUCAGAAGUGUCUCCCUCUGUGAUCCUGAAGGUGUUCAUGCCUUUAUCCUGGUCCUACCUGUGGGUCCACUCAGUGAUGAAGACAAGGGAGAGUUAAAGACCAUCCAGGACACAUUUGGACCUCCAGUCAAUGACUUCACCAUGAUUCUGCUCACUGUGGAGUCAGAUCCUUCAGCUCCAGCUGUUGUUAACUUUAUAGACCAAAGCAAGGAAGUUCAGGAGCUCAUUCAGAGCUGUGAAGAAAGGUUCUUGGUGCUCGACACUAAGGACAAAACGCAUGUCAAACAGCUGUUGGAUAUGGGGGAAAAGAUGCAAAAUAAGAAAGACAAACCACCAAGCUACACAACAGACACAUUUGCAUCUGCCCAAAUAGAGAAGAUCAGCAAACUGCAGGCUGAACUUCAGGAUGUGAAAACAAAAGGGAUGCCCGAUUGUAAGUAUUGAAAAAGAUGAUUAUAAAUACUACUUGAGUUUAAGGAUGUGACACAUUAGUGUCUUUACUGUUGCAUCUGUCAGCAUUUAAAGGUAACUCUUGGCCCUCCUUAUUCCACAGGUGAUGAAAAGCAGAGCCCAGAGAGUCUCAGGAUUGUGCUGAUAGGGAAGACUGGCAGUGGAAAGAGCUCUUCAGGAAACACCAUCCUAGGAAGAGAAGAGUUUGAGGCUAAACCAAGCCAAAAUUCAGUCACCAAAUUCUGUAAGAAAGUACAUGGUGAAGUGGACGGUCACUCUGUUGCUGUGGUCGACACUCCAGGUCUGUUUGAUGACAGCUUGUCCCAUGAAGAGGUUCAUGAGGAGAUGAUCAAAUGCAUCAAUCUUCUGGCUCCAGGACCACAUGUCUUUCUGUUGGUGUUACACAUCGGCCGAUUUACACCUGAGGAAAAGGAGACGAUAAAACUGAUCAAAGAAGGAUUCGGAAAGGAUGCAGAAAAAUUCAUCAUCAUCCUUCUAACUGGAGCAGAUUCACUAAAACGUAACAAAAUGUCAGCUGAGGAAUUUAUUGAUCAGAAUUGUGACGAUUCCUUUAAGAAACUGAUCGCUGACUGUGGAGGAAGAUACCACGUGUUCAACAACUAUGAGGAACAAAACAGAGAGCAGGUCAGUGAGCUGAUAGCAAAGAUUGACACAAUGGUGAAGACAAACGGAGGCAGCUGCUUCACCAACGAGAUACUGCAAGAAGCUGAAACUGCUAUAAAGAAAAAAAUGAAGAGGACCCUUAAAGAGAAGGAAGAAGAGAUGAAGAAAGAGAAGGAGGAACUUCAAAGACAACAUGAGCAGGAAAUAAAAGAAAUGGAAAAAAAUAUGGAAAAACAAAGAGAUGAAACAGAAGAAGAAAGAAGACUGAGAGAAAAAGAACUGCAAGAAAAAGAGGAAACCAUCAAGAAGGAACAAGAGAGCAGAUGUGAAGACAGGAAAAUGAGAGAAGAAGAAGACAGGAAAAGGAGAGAACAGGAAGAAUCUCAACGACAGGAGUGGGAACAGAAACUUCAAGCUCUGGAGAAAAAGAUAAAGUCAGAAACUAAAGAAAAAGAAAACAUAAACAGAGAGCUGGAGGAGACCAGAAAAUGGAUGAAUAAAGAAAGAGCGAGGUUGGUGAAACAACAGACAGAAUGGUGGGAAAGACGAAAUCAGGAAGAGGAACAGAGACGACAAAAAGAACAAACAAGACUACAAGAACUCCAAAAAGAAUAUGAACAGGAGAGAGAAAAAUAUGAAAAUGAAAGAAAAGAAGAAGAUUUAA